Molecule: messenger RNA, 855 nt
Organism: Aspergillus costaricaensis CBS 115574
Lineage: Eukaryota; Fungi; Ascomycota; Eurotiomycetes; Eurotiales; Aspergillaceae
Exons: 7
Coding region: 1-798 (265 amino acids)
Source: RefSeq, a predicted model, not a curated record
AUGGGCCGGGGAUUUUUCGCUCUGGCCACCGCCCGGGCGGUUUUUUCCGUGUUUCGUCCGAAGCUGGCGUCACUUGUAAGACUCCAACUCCGCCACGGAUUUGCGGUGGAACUUGACCACGGUUGCUGCCUCGUGCGUCCAUGUGGCUCGGCCAAUAGGCUCUGUCCGGAGGCGGGAUUCCGAGUCGAUCGUCAGAACGAUGCUGAACUGCUCGUCUGGUACGGAUGGUUGAAGAAACACAUCCCCAAAUUCACGCACAUCCCUCCCACGUACUCAGGGGGAGAAACCAGCAACACACGGACUCCAUCAGCAUCGGUGAGGAGAAUUAAGAAUAGUAAAAACGAUCCGCUUCAACAUCCAAUCAAACCGUUGAGGAGCCCCAUCGACCAGGUGAGGGGAGGGGGGAAGAAGGAAGUGGAAAGCCACUCGGCUUUGACGACUCCCAGGGCUCCAUCCAUGGAUGGAGAAUGGGGAGGGGGGAAGGAGAGGACAGGCUUACUACGUACCAAUCCAAGCCCGGCCAAGGCCAAAUGCCAGUCCUGCCCAGAACAACCUGAUCCAUCCGGUACCCAGGAAGACACUGCCACUGUCGAUCUCGGGAUACUCUCAACUAGCCAGAGGUCUGAUCCUCUACUAAGAACAACCAGCUCAACAGUCAACAGCCUGUGGGCGGAAACAUUCGCAUCGAGAGACAAUAAUAAUUUUAGCAGAUGGACCGUCGGAACUGGUCCCAGCAUCGUCAUCGUCAUCCCGCUCGUGUUGCCCCUCCGAAUUGACCCAAUGUGGGAAUCAGGUUGAAAUUCAUCUGGCCAUCAGGAAAAAGCAAAUAUUUCAUCAAUCAGCAUUGAACAAGCA